AUGUCCUCACCACUCCACAGGCACCAGGCCUCUCUGGAGGACCUUCUGGAUUUUUCAGCCGAGCCCCCGAUUUUCCCGUCCGAUGCCGCAAGGGAUCACGCUCUGCACCUCUUCACCCACGUUUUGGACCAGCUAGAUGCCAGCCAAAACGAGCUCCUGUCGACGCCGUUCCGGCGCAUCGAGAUGAUACGCAGCAUGCAUCGCCAUUCACAAACUCAGCCGUCCAAGGAUCUGAUCCUCCAGUCCUUUUUCUCCAGCAUUGAUGUUGACAUAUUGCCUACCACAAACGAGGUUGACAUGGGAUCGGUAGCAGCAAAGGUGGUCGCAUUUACAGACUUUCUAUUUGCGAAUUUCUUUCUCCCGUCCGACGCCGUCCUCCCAGGGUCCGGUCACCGGCUCAAAGCGCUACGGCGCGACUGCUUGAUACGCGACAGGCACCGCUGCGUUGUGACUCGCAAGUUUGACCGGAACGAGGCCAGGAAACGGUAUGAGCGGGACGGCGAAAACGCCGAGGACGACGACGGGCACAUUUUGACCCAGGACAACAUGCAGCAGUUUGCUAAUCUCGAAGUGGCUCAUAUCUUGCCUCAUUCACUCAUGACACAUGAAGGCAGUUCGGACAUGAUCCAAGCUCGCAAGAACGCUCUUGCAAUCCUCGACAUGUUCGACGUCGGUAUACGCCAUUUGAUUGAAGGCCUCAACAUUGAUCGGCCGACAAACGCUCUGACCCUGACACAAGAAGUGCACAAUGAGUUUGGGCGAUUUAAAUUGUACUUUGAACCACUGGUCGAUGCGCCUCAGCACACUUAUCGCAUACAGUCAACGGAGCCCAUAUUUAGCCCGGUAGCGCCUGUGGUCAGGACUCUGUUCCUUUCGGAGAACCGGACCACUGAUGCUCCUCUACCUCGGCUGCUGGCAAUCCAUGCGGCAGUAACUAAGGUGUUGCAUAUGUGUGGAGCCGGUGCGUACAGUGAAAACAUCUUGCGGGACACGGAGGAACUGGUGAUAGAGGAGGAUGGGACCACCAACCUGGGCAAACUGGUUGCGUUGCGGAUGGGCGGAUGGUGGAAUGGAGUUGUGGUUUGA
Sporothrix brasiliensis 5110 is the source of this 1086-nucleotide messenger RNA. RefSeq lists its product as uncharacterized. The transcript is spliced from 3 exons. Lineage: Eukaryota; Fungi; Ascomycota; Sordariomycetes; Ophiostomatales; Ophiostomataceae. The record is from RefSeq and is a predicted model, not a curated record. Bases 1 to 1086 code for a protein of 361 amino acids.